UGAAUAUUAACAAAAGUAAUUUCACACUCAUCUGUCAUUUAUUUUUUAUGGCAGCAGUACAAUGGGCUGGACAAUUAGUGCUGCACUAUUCUUGUCAGUGUUAAAUGUUGCCCUUUGUUUCAAUAUUGAUCCUGUGGCUUGGAAGACCCUGAGGAGCUCUGCUGCUGGUUUUGGCUACCAAGUGGUUCAAAGACAAUCAGAUUUGCUUGUUAGUGCGCCACUUGAACAGUAUUCACAAAAUGGAAGAGGAAGAAUUUAUAGGUGCACUAACACUUCUCAAAACUGUGAAAAUAUCCAACUUCAAGUGCCGGGUUUUGCAGUAAACAUGUCUCUUGGUUUGACAAUGAAAAGUGAUCCCACAGCACAAAAGACUGUGGUGUGUGGUCCAACCAUUCCAAAGGACUGCAAAAGUAUCACCAUGUACAAUGGUGUGUGCUUUCACAUGGACCGAUCUAAUACAUUUGGACUGCCCAUACCUUCUUCUCCAGACGUGUGCCCGACACAAGUAGACAUUGCUUUUCUGUUGGAUGGUUCAGGCAGCGUAUCUAUCUCUGAUUUUCAAACAAUGACAAAGUUUGUGGAAGAUCUAAUCAAGUCAUUUCUGUCAGUUGAUGCACAGUUUUCUGUUUCCCAGUUCUCCUCGUUACCUCGGGUUCAUUUUUAUUUCAAGAAAUUUUCCUCAUCUGGAUCACUGAAGACUGAAAUCGAUGGAAUCACACAGCUGGGGGGAUCUACUCAUACAGCUAAGGCCAUCAGACAUGUUGUAAACAACGUUUUCACACCACAAAGAGGUUCCAGACCAGAUGUGAAGAAAGUCUUGAUAGUAAUAACUGAUGGACAAUCUAAUGACCGGUAUGACCUAGGAAAUGCAGCACAGCUAGCAGGAAAUCAAAACAUUGUUCGAUUUGCGAUUGGGGUGGGGAAUGCAUUUUUUCAGCCUGAGGCAAAAAAAGAACUGCGCACCAUUGCAUCGUCUCCCUCAGACAAUCACGUGUUUCAAGUGCAGAACUUCAACGCACUUGAAAUAAUCCGGCAGAGUUUGCAGGACAAAAUUUUUUCCAUUGAAGGAUCGCAAACCGGUGGAGUCUCACUGAAAAUGGAAAUGUCUCAAGAGGGAUUCAGUGCAGUUUAUGUGCCUGAGGGAAUUCAGAUGUCUAUUGUUGGUGCAAACCAGUGGAGGGGAGGCUACGUGCAAUACACAACAGGAGGGGAGAAGCUGAAAACAUAUGAGGAUGCGUCUUUGGAGCCUGACAGUUAUCUUGGUUACUCCAUGGCAAUUGCUAAAACCCAUAGUGGUUCCCUGACAAUUGUUGGUGCUCCAAGAUAUAAACACAGAGGAGUUGUGGUCGCUGUUAACAGACAAAGCUUAGAAAACCAAAAGAUAGAGCCAUUGGCAUCACAGUAUCAGACUGGUGAAUAUUUCGGGGCAGAGGUGUGUACCAUGGACAUAAAUAAUGAUGACAUCACUGAUCUAAUCUUCAUAUCUGCCCCAAUGUACAUGGAGCCUGAUAGAGAGGGAAGAGUUUAUGUUUGCAGAUUAAUUGAUUUGUUUGUGGAGUGUAAUUUUGAUGAUCCAUUAGUACUAAGAGGACAUGCAGCUGUCAAAGGAAGGUUCGGCUCUUCUCUUGCUGUACUGCCUGAUCUAAACUCAGAUGGAUUCAGGGAUUUGGCAGUUGGAGCACCUUUGGAGAAUAAUGGUGAAGGCAGCAUCUACAUAUUCCACAGUGACGGAGGACGAAUCAGUCCUACUUACUCACAGAGAAUUACUGGCUCUGAGGUCCAGUCAGGACUGAAGUUCUUUGGUCUAUCAAUCAGUCAGUCAUCUUUUGACCAGAGCGGUGAUAAACUUCCUGACUUAGCAGUGGGUUCAAAGGGCACAGUUGUCCUAUUGAGAUCAAGACCCAUAGUGAUGGUUGAACCGGAAGUGUCAUUCAGCCCAAACCAAAUCCCCACUCAGAAUGUAGACUGCUCAAAACCAUUGGAGAACACAGCUACAGUCUGCUUUACCAUGAGCAGACUGUCUACAGUCAACACAGCUCAAGCGAGGAUUAAUUAUACUUUAACACUGGAUGCCACUCGCAAGCCUCCAAACAACCGAGCUUAUGUCAGCAGGAAACAACAAGAACAGUCUGGAUCAGUCAUUGUUGACUUAAGAAAGAAAAAGUGUUCAACUGUAAAAUUCCUUAUUGAGGCCUGUCCAGAAGAUGCUCUCAAUGCACUGUCCAAUGAGCUUAAAUUCAUGCUUGAUGGUUUGCCCUCAAACACAAAUCUUAGGCCAAGUCUUGCCCCGCAGGCUCACACAGCAACCAUUUAUCCUUUGGAGUUUGAGAUCAACUGUGGCACUGACAACAAAUGUGUUGACAAGCUGAAAGUAGAUUUUGGCUUCACCAGAUCCUCAGAGGUUAAAGUGGGCAUUGAUGAGCUUUUGGAUGUCACAGUCACAGUGGAGAACAGAGGAGAAAACUCCUACAACAGUCGUGUUAUUCUCACGUACCCAGCUGGACUCUCCUACAGGAAGUUCACCAGUCAGCAGGGAAGAAUUGAGUGCAACUCUUUGGACAGUGAAGAUGGUUUAUCACGAGGAAGGACAGACUGCACUAUCGACAAGCCAAUUUUCAAGAGCAAAACUAAGGCUUCCUUCAUUGUCUCCUAUGGGAUUGACACCACCAAUCAACUCGAGAGGAAGAUCUUUGUCACUGCAAAUGCCACCAGUGGAAAUCAGGAGCAUGCCACUACAAGUGAACUCUACAUAAAGAAAUGGAUUGAUGUGAAAUACAGCAUUUUUAUGACAUUUGAAAGCUCCCUCAGCUACAACAAUUUCACAUUUGGAACAAAUGAUUUGCAGAAACCAGUCCAACAAUCAAUCAAGGUUACAAAUGACAUCAGAGCACUUCAUUUCACUGUGGUGAUCAGGGUUCCAGUGAAGCUUGAUGAAAAAGACAUUUGGGUGGAUUUGAGCAGCCUACAGAUUUCAAACUGUCAAAGUGGAAAUGAUGAAGCACCAAGUGUCAAAGAUUUUGUUCCGAAGAUACAAAAGGAUAAAGUGGUGGACUGCUCUGUAGCCAUGUGCAGGGUGUUCAAGUGCAGCACAUUUAUGGGAAGACUGCAGAGUAGGACAUACGAAAUCUCUGCCAACCUCAGUUCAGGAUGGAUAGAGCAGAUUGGACUUCAAUCUGCCAAAUUCCUCUUGACCAGUACAGUCAGUCUGGAGUAUGACAAAAACCAGUACAUCUACCUUUCAACAGAGUCUAAAAACAAUCCUCCUAUUCGCAGGAUUGAGGCAGAGGUAGAAGUGUAUCCUGAGCCAGAUUCUACAAAGGCAAUCGUUGGAGGAUCCCUGGGAGGGUUGGCUUUUCUCGCUUUACUCACUGCUGGCCUGUAUAAGGCUGGGUUUUUCAAGAGUAAAUACAAACAGAUGAUAAAUGAAAAUCCAGAAGAUGGUCCAGGGACUGAUGCCAGUGCACCCCUAGCAGAAUAAUAAAGAUCAUAUUUGUAGUUGCGUGUUUGUGAGAACCGUUUGUGAAAGCAGCAACUCGGUGCUUUUCAGGGAUAUUAGCGUCACUACGGUAAACCCAGACAAGAUGCCACAUGCAAAAAAAAAAAAAAGCAAAACAGUGACAAGAACCCAAAUACACGAUAAAAUGUUUGUUUUCUGUAUGUCUAUAUGUCUCUAAAGCUCCAUCACACUCACUCACUUUCUCUGCUCUCAACCAUCCUUUGUCUUUACUUACCGAAUACUGCUGGGGCAUCCAACUCCAGGCCUCGAGGGCCGGUGUCCUGCAGGUUUUAGAUGUGUCCUUGAUCCAACACAGCUGAUUCAAAUGGCUGAAUGACCUCCUCAACAUGUCCU
Oreochromis niloticus (Nile tilapia) is the source of this 3850-nucleotide messenger RNA. Its product is annotated as integrin alpha-M. The coding region runs from base 62 to 3478 and encodes 1138 amino acids. The transcript has 30 exons. NCBI's taxonomy places the organism in Eukaryota, Metazoa, Chordata, Actinopteri, Cichliformes, Cichlidae. Gene Ontology annotation, cellular component: external side of plasma membrane; integrin complex. Gene Ontology annotation, biological process: cell-cell adhesion; integrin-mediated signaling pathway; cell-matrix adhesion. Gene Ontology annotation, molecular function: integrin binding. The record is from RefSeq and is a predicted model, not a curated record.